Dentiscutata erythropus is the source of this 134-nucleotide messenger RNA. The record is from the annotation of a GenBank genome assembly. Lineage: Eukaryota; Fungi; Glomeromycota; Glomeromycetes; Diversisporales; Gigasporaceae.
UAUUACUUAGAUUAAUCAGGAUGGAAGAAGAAAAAAUGCCCAUAUUUUUAUACAAUAUCGACGAGACAUCUAACAAAUCCUCAGAACGAAUAAAAGGUAAUAAGUAUUUACCAGAUGCCUCAUUCAGAUUACUG